Molecule: messenger RNA, 2256 nt
Organism: Symbiodinium necroappetens
Lineage: Eukaryota; Dinophyceae; Suessiales; Symbiodiniaceae
Source: the annotation of a GenBank genome assembly
AUGUUUUUUGACCCAAGCAGAAAUCCCUCUGCAGCUUGUGGCACGCUUCGCCCCAACUGUCCACAGCCAAAGGCGCUGACAUGGCUGGACUGGAUUUUCGAAGACUGUGGAUGUGGAGAUGCUCUACCAGAUGCUGCGGGAAACUGUGGGUGCCUGAUGAGAAGGGCGAGCAGGCCAUCCGGUCAGUCUUGGAUCGUCGCACUGUGCCCGCUGACUUCCGCCUCUCUCGUUUUGUCUCUUCGGGGAGGGGCGGCUCAACUGCGCAGGCUGGCCGGGCUUCUAGAGCAGGAGCUCAGGGCCGAUGUCGAGGCCUAUCAAGCCAACAGCGCUGCCGCGCAAGUGGUGGGAAGCUCAGUGCCCUCUCUGGCCAUGAAGCUCACUGAUCUGCUGACCUCUUUUGGAACAGGCAGCCAGAACCGGCGGCUGACGUCUUUCCAAGGCCUUGGAAAUCCCUUCGCUCCUCAGGGCCCGCCGCAGGGCCCCGCCGGCGCUGCUGGAGGUGAUUCAGGCGACUGGUGGCAGGACGAGUCGGGCAAGUGGCACUUUGGAGGUGAGGCAGAGCACUGGUGGCGCGACGAGCACCACCAAUGGCACAAAGGCGGGGAAAGCCAAACGUGGCGGCAGGAUGAGGCCGGCAACUGGCACGAGGUCGACGAAGAUAAUCCCAGGGAGUCAGAGGACGAGUUAAUGAUGGGCGACAACCCUGACAUGGGUGAGCCGCAGCAGGACAUCAAAGAUUUGGACGCCCUGAACGAUGCGCUCAAAGAAGACAUGCCGCCGAUGUUUAGCUCGAAGAGGGGCGGUGUUUUUCCAUUUCCCGUGCUUUCGUAUGACUGCAAGAUUCAGAGAUCUCUGGCGCUGAUGAGAGGGCAGGCUGUGGCAGUGGCUGGUGCUGUGCUUCUCCUCGCGGUUCAGGCGGGACGCCAAGAUGCCACGGACAUCUUCCAUCCUGGCCAUGAAGCGGUGCACGUAACGCGACUCCAUCGCUACGAGCAUGAAGGCAUGACAUCGUUCCUGGAGGCUGAAGCUCGAUGGAAAGGAUCUCGUGAAGAGGUUGUCUCCCCGCUGCUCUCGCGAGCUAGAUCCAAACGGAGUGCGAAGCCGAAGGGCUUCCUCCGUGUCUCGCAGACCCAAGAAGCUGCGCUGAAAGCCCACCAGACCGCAUCCCUUCUUCAGGAGCUCGAAGACGCACGAGCAAACUCUUCCACGAUCGGCGGCUCUUUUAGGAACGAGGGCAAGGUGCUGAGGUACCACGGUCUGGAGAUCCCCAACGAGAACCACCCCGCAGAGACACGGUUAACGAGUCUGGAGAGCCAGUACAUCGGCCAAAUAGGCGUUGGCUCCGUGCUCGCACCGAAAGGAUGCACGCCUUCCAGUGAGUCUCUGAUCUAUCUUGGGCCUGCGGAUUAUGACAGCGCGACAGAGGAACAGAAGAACACGUGCCACGUCCGCGACCAGUCUCUGGUCUGGGUCGUCUUCGACACAGGCAGCACCAAUAUCUGGGUGUCGUCAGUCCUGUGCACCAAAGGGCCCUGCGCUAGCGCCGAUCGGAGCCGCUAUGAUCGGUCGCUGUCCAGGACGUAUGCUCCGGGCCCAGGUGGAACCUUACAGAUCGAGUUCGGAACGGGGCGGAUUACCGGCCCAGAGGCCGUCGACGACUUCCACAUCGGACCCUUCUCGGUUUUCAACCAGACCUUCGGGAUGAUCGAGUCCGAGGAGGGCCGGGUCUUCGAGGAGGUGCCCGUGGAGGGCAUCCUCGGAUUGGCCUUCCCAGCCAUGGCCGCACAUGGCAUUCGGCCUUUCGUGGAUGGCAUCAUCGAGAACAAGGCAAUAGGUCGCAACGAGUUUGCGUUUUACUUCAGUCCUGAUGAUCCAGCGGGCAAUGCGGUUUUCUGGGGCGGAGUGGACAAAUCCUUCUACCAUGGUGAAAUCGAGUACUUUCCCGUUGUUCAGCCGUACUAUUGGGCCAUUGAGCUGGUCGACUUCAAAAUCGGCGAGGACUCGCUUCUGCAUCUACUGCUGCCCGAGGCGGAGGAGACCCCGGACCUGGAGCACGAGGGUGCUUCAGGUCACAAAAAGCACCGUCAUCACGGUGCUGGGGAGCCCGUGUUCAAGGCAAUCGUGGACACCGGCACCACCUUCUUCACGGCUCAGGGCCGGCUCUUCAAAGAGACGAUGAAGCGCCUCGCAGCGGGGCCCUGCCACAGCCUGACCAAGCAGAGCCACCCGGACAUCACCUGCUGGCCAAGUUCGUGA